Harmonia axyridis is the source of this 1291-nucleotide messenger RNA. RefSeq names its product trypsin-like. The transcript has a single exon. Lineage: Eukaryota; Metazoa; Arthropoda; Insecta; Coleoptera; Coccinellidae. Bases 378 to 1250 code for a protein of 290 amino acids. Gene Ontology annotation, biological process: proteolysis. The record is from RefSeq and is a predicted model, not a curated record. Gene Ontology annotation, molecular function: serine-type endopeptidase activity.
CAAUGCCAGUGUUAUGAUCGGUUUUUUUCACCACAGACUAUUCAUCUGUCAUAGCUAUCAACUCUGUCAUAUCCCCGAAAACUAACCAGACACUUCAAGAUUUUGGUUAUCGAAGAUGAUACCUAGAGAUUUGACUUCAAUUUAUGGAGGAAAUACUCUAUCUCUUGGAAAUGGGAUAAAUACUCGAAAUGUUGAAUAUACGGUAGAUUUAACUGGAAACUUCCACUUUUAAUACACUAAUUGAUAACAAGAUUUUGGUUGAUCUCCCAUGGGCAACUCGUGCUGCUCCAAUCAUAUUCGAUAAAGCACCAGAGAAGACAAGGCCAACAAAUAUUCAAACAUCGCUCCAAAUGACAGCGACAUAGAGUCCUGUCAAAAUGAUACUUUUCACGUUCGCAAUACUGCUACCACCCUACACAUCCUCGCAAUUCGACCUACCCGGCAGAAUGGCGGAUUUGGUCCCUAGUGUAUUUCGAAUCGUCAAAGGUCAACCCUGUUCGGUGAGAGACCACCCCUACAUGAUAUCCCUCCAGCUCGCGCCCGCCAUGCGCCACUUCUGCGGAGGUACCCUCCUGUCCCCAGGUGCCGUGCUGACGGCUGCGCACUGCAUCAUCGACUUCGAGAACAACCCCGGCGACAUCUGGGCCGUGGCCGGCUUGACUGAAGACGAGCCCUCCGAUAUCCAGAUGAGGCGGGUGAGGAGCGUCCACAUCCCCCGCAGCUACUCCACUGUCACGAUGGUGGGGGACAUCGGCAUCCUGGUCGUCGACAGCGCCUUCGUCAUGGACGAUUUCGUCCACCCGGUGGCGAUAUACCCUUAUAGAAGCACGGACGUGGUGAAGUUCUGCCCCCGAGGACAGAUUAUGGGGUGGGGAUCCACGUCGAGCGAGACCAGAGGCGUCGAAGAACCUGUCUUGCGCUGCGCCGUGGUGCCGGUCUUGUCCCAUUCGAAGUGUCAGCAGCACCUGCAUCUGUUCAUGGAUAGGAGCAAGAUAUGCGCCUUGGGUCAAGGUGAAGAUGCUUGUAUUGGAGAUUCGGGAGGGCCGAUGAUGUGCGGGGGAGUGCAGAUUGGGAUUAUAUCUAGCGGGCACGGUUGUGGAGCUAAGAACCACCCGGGUGUGUACACUAGGGUUGAUUACUACUUCAAGUACAUAACGAGGAUUGUGAACGGUCAGAGCAAAUGUUUUGAUGGCAAGGUGGUUGUUUUUUCAGUUACGGCGUGUUUAGCAUCUUUUAUAAUUGAUUUUUGACCCGGUAGAAGUACCUUUUUGUUCUUAGAUUACACAAAAAU